UUCGACGGCAGUCACACCAGAACCUUCGUCGCGUCAGGUGCCCACGGCUCUCCGAGGACCAACGGGACUCUCCUCGGCUGCACGCGAGUUUUUCGAUCCCCGGUGGCCACCGCCUCGACGUUUAUUCACGAAAUCGUCAGAUUCGAGAGGCAGCCAGAAGACAGGAGGAAUAAAGGAAGGCAAGAUGUGGUUAUCGAGAACGUGCAUUCUGCUGAUCCUCGUUGGUCUCGCGCGCUGCGACGAUCACGAUGCCGAGGACGCCUCGACCAUCUUCCUCGAGGCGGCGAAAUCCUUCUUCUCUAAUAAGGACAAUGUGGAUGGCAUCCGAGGCAUGGCCAGCGCGUUCGUGCAGCCCGAUGCUGGAAAACAGGCGGACGAAAUGUUCGGUGGAAAAUCGAACAUGGACGGCGUGGGGCAGAUCCUCUCUGGCAUCGGGACGUUGUUCGCCGGAAAUGGGAAUCGUCAGGGUUUCGACUACUCGGUGAUAGGCUCGGUCCUCGACGGCAUGAUGAACACGAACCAGAACACCAAAAGAGCAGCAAAAGAGGUUGACACGGAGCAAGAACCCAGCCUGGAUCUGGGAGGCCUGCUGAACCUAGGAAGCAUGCUGUUCGGUCAGAACAGGAACCCCGACGUAGUGAUGGGAAUUCUGCCCAUGCUGCUGCAGAAUUUCGCGGGAAGCAACGAGGUCGACGGCGAUUCCGAAAAAGUGCACGACCACUCUGGCCACUCCUGGUACAUGCCUCCAAUCCUCGAGAACAUACACGUGAUGUGGGAGCACUUCAGCAACUCCGAACUGGGUCAAACGUUGUGGAAGAACAGCGGCCUAGCGCAAUUCGUCGGUCAGAUGUCCGACUCGGACGGUCGUAUCCGGUACGAGCAAAUUUUGGACAGCUUCGAGAACCCCUCUCUGCGUCGACGAUGGAUCAGAGUGUUGACGAAUUACGUGGGGGAGUGGAUCUCCCACGUCAGCGACCCGCAGAUCCAGCAGCGUUAUUUGAACACGGUGCAAUUCGUGGGGAACAGCUUCCUCAAGUCGCAAGGGUUCCCGAAGAUGGCCAUGUUCGACGCUAUGAGACCAAUGGAGAGCCUCUGCAGGACGAUAGACGCGGUCGCGAAGAGACAUUUGAGCAUGAAGGUGGACAGCUCGCAGUACAUUAAGCCAGCGGUGGCGUACGUUCAGGAAUUAAUUAGCCUAGCUUCGGAAAAGGGAUUCAUAAUGUCUCGAGUGAACGCCAGGGAGAUCAGCAACAGACUCAGCGACGUGAUCAACAACGAUAUCAUUGAUCCCAUGUUGAAGUCGUAUCGAGCGUACAAGUGGGCGAUCAAGAGUCCCCAAUGCGCCAGUCAGAUCUUGUGCUCCAUAAACGAGAAGAACGAACAGGACGGCAAACAGUCGCCUCUGCGCGACGGCGUGCUGAAGGUGACCAGUUUCCCUGCCGCCUGGGCCGUCAGCAACAAGCUGGGAACCAGUUUCUGGAUCUUGUACGGCGCCAUCACGGAACACGACAAAUGCAUCCAAAAGUAUCCAGCCAACUGCACGGAGUUCCACGAAGAGGAGGUUCGCGUUACCACGGAGAGCGUUCACAACGAACUUUGAUCUCCGGUCGAGUGUUCCCUCGUGAAAGACAUUCCCGAUGACAGAAGUCAAUAACAAAAACACGUGGACCGUCGUGUGUUGUCUCUCGUUUAUAAGAUGUGUUUACUACGCGCGACAAGGCGUAAUCGGUUUAUUAUAUUAAGAGGCUCGAUCCACCGGUAAAAGUCGACGUAGGUAAAGGGACGUCGCUGUUUAAAAUCCCUCUACCUUCUUCGCGUGUACAUACGAAUAAGAAAAAAGGUACCGUGGACGUAGCGCAAUAGCAUAGGCGAUUAAUUUCUGACAAUUUUUUUAUUUAUUGUGAUUUUGAGAAAGGAUUCUUUUGUUUUGUUUUACGUUGCACAACUAUUCCAACAGUAACUUUGCGGUGCCCGACGACGUUCGUUCGAAGUGUCUGGAAAACGCUGCGGUACAGUUAGGCGUGAAGGCACUGAUUACGAUUACUUUGACUUUUCAUUAUAUUUAUUUCCACUGAAGGAACCUAUACAAAUUCUAUUUCACGAGAAGACCGUGAUUCGUUACAACAGACGAGUUCUUAAGGGCACCGUAAUUUCGAGCCAAGGAGAGCUCGAGAAGAGACGGAAAUCCGUUUGAAAUCUGUUCGAUGGCGCGCGCCCGUUUGCACCGAAUUUAUAAGGCGUUUUGUCUGCAACAGCUCUUGUAAAUAUUAGGUAAAAGCCAAAUAAAACGUAUGAUGGAUGUAUAAGACA
This is a messenger RNA of Hylaeus volcanicus, 2310 nucleotides long. RefSeq lists its product as uncharacterized. The transcript is spliced from 6 exons. NCBI's taxonomy places the organism in Eukaryota, Metazoa, Arthropoda, Insecta, Hymenoptera, Colletidae. The coding region runs from base 185 to 1600 and encodes 471 amino acids. The record is from RefSeq and is a predicted model, not a curated record.